AUGACUCACAGAGUUGCAAUAGCCUAUCAUCCUCAAACAUCCAGCAAAGUUGAAAUUUCAAAUAAAGAGCUCAAACGGAUUUUGGAGAAAACAAACAGCCUUCAAGACUCUAAUUGGCAUGUCCCUUUUCGGUUAGUUUAUGGAAAAGCAUGCCAUCUGCUUGUGGAGCUUGAACACAAAGCAUAUUGGGCCAUUAAGCAGUUGAAUUUUGAUUAUCAAGUUGCUGGAGAAAAGAGAAAGUUCCAAUUGAAUGAACUUGACGAAUUGAGGAAUGAGGCUUAUGAGAAUGCUAAGAUUUAUAAAGAAAAGACUAAGAGGUUUCAUGAUAGUACAAUUCUUAGAAAGGAAUUCCAUCCAGGUCAGAAGGUUUUGUUAUUCAAUUCCAAGCUAAAACUGUUCCCUGGGAAGCUUAAGUCUCGUUGGUAUGGUCUUUAUCUUGUGGUACAAGUUUUUCCACAUGGAACUAUAGAAAUUCAAAAUAUUCAAAGUGGAAAUACUUUCAAAGUGAAUGGGCUUCGCUUGAAGCCUUACCAUGAAGCUCCAUAUGAUCUCGCCAAGGACACCAUCAAUUUGCAGGAUCCCAUCAUUUAA
This is a messenger RNA of Prunus persica (peach), 591 nucleotides long. RefSeq lists its product as uncharacterized. Gene Ontology annotation, molecular function: nucleic acid binding. Bases 1 to 591 code for a protein of 196 amino acids. The transcript is spliced from 2 exons. Lineage: Eukaryota; Viridiplantae; Streptophyta; Magnoliopsida; Rosales; Rosaceae. The record is from RefSeq and is a predicted model, not a curated record.